AUGGAGGACCUCAUCUCAGAGCUACAGGGCUUCACGCCGCGCGCCUCAACCUCGCAGGCGCCCACGUUCGCCCUCGACCCCGCUCUCGCCGGACCCGGACCUUCGUCCUCGGCUGCUCGCGCUCGCAGGUCGCAGGGAAGCGCGUACUGGGACGAGGAGGACGAGGACUUGUACGGCGACGACUCGGACGAGACAGGCGAGAGCGAGGACGAGACGGACGCCGAGGAGGAAUACGCCGCAGCGACACAACAGCAGGCGACAGGCGUCAAGCGUGCAAGACAGAGCCAGGGCGGCUUGCUCGCAGAUGAUGGAACGGUUGUGACGCCGUCGGGCAGUGCGAAGGGGAAGGGAAAGGCGACGGACCAGGACCUCUUCGCCCUCGACGGCGAGGAAGGCGGGGACGAGGAACUUGGUCGCCUGAUCAGCGCUAUUCGCAACUCAAAUUCGACCGGUGUAGGCGGAGCAACUGCCCUCGACCGCGAGUUCGACCGCUCAAUCGCCGACGAGCUCGACGCCUUCGACCCCGACUUGAUGGAGGACUUGACGGUUGGCGUCAAAGGUCGUCGCAGGAAGCGCAAGGGCAAGACCGCCGGCCGCCGCGCCGCAGGCGAUAUCGAACCGUCUCCCGAAGUCAAGCGCCUUCUCGGCCAGGCGAAUUCCGCUUACGCUGAGGGACGCCUGCAAGAGGCAAUCGAGCUUCUCAGCGAAGUCGUCCGCAUCGACCCCAUUAUCCGCGUCUCGUGGUACACACUUGCGACGAUCUACGAGGAGCUGGGCGAGAGAGAGAAGGCGGUCCAGUGCAAGAUUGUUGCCACGCAUCUGCUUGGCAAAAAGGAGGCCAGUAGCGAAUGGGGUGACCUCGGACGAGAAUGCCGCGACGUCGGCCUGCUUCACCAAGCCAUCUACUGUUUCACGCAGGCGAUCAAGGUGAACAAGGACGACGUCGAUGCGAUGUGGGAUCGAGCCACCUUGCUGAAGUUGUCUGGCGCGACCAACAUGGCCAUCAAAGCCUUCUUCGCGCUCCUCACCCUCCUUCCGCACGACCCGGGUGUCCUGCGCGAACUCGCCCCCAUGCUCGCCUCGACGCAUCAAUUCGCGAAAGCGUCGUCUAUCCUCCUUUCCGCCUUUGCCUACUACCGCUCGCUCGUCCCGCACGUCAAUCGCGACACGGUCGGCUACCUCGCGACUUACGGGUAUAGCGACCUCGAAACGCUUGCCGACUUCCUGAACGUCCAGCGCAACUGGGCCGAGUCGGUGCGCGUGAUCCGACAGGGCGUGAGGUGGCUGCAGGGUCGGGAGAGCGAGACGGGCUGGGACACGCUUGAGGACGACCGCGAGUACGACGAGGAACGGAAGAUUCGCGGUGGGUGGGAGAAGGGCAACACGUGGUUCGAGGAUGAGCCGACAUACGAGCUGGAUGUCCGCUUGAGGAGCAGGCUGGGACUGGCGAGGCUUGGGAUGGGCUGGGUCGAGGAGGCAGCCCGACACUUCGACAUCGUCCUCGCCGAGGAUGUUGCGCAGUUUCCCGAGCUGUUCGGCGCCAUCGGCGAAGCCUACUACGAGCGCAAGAUGUACAACGAGGCGAUCGACGUCUACAUGCUGAUGGCCGAGAACGAAGAGACGAACGGUCCGGCGGUCUGGCUGAAGGUCGGACAGUGCCGUCAGGCGAUGGGCGAUUUCGAGGAGGCCCGCGACUGCUUCGAAAACAUCGUCGAGGAGGAGCCUGGGAACGCCGAGGCCAAGCUUGCGCUCGCCAAGUGCCUUGAGCAGCUCGGCGACCCGUCGCGCGCUCUCACGCUUAUCAAAGAAGUCAUCGCCAGCCGGGGAGAACGCGCCGACUCGUCCACGACGGAAGGCGCCCGCAAGCGUCGCGUCCACCGCACCAAGGAGGAGCGUGCAGCGCAGAAGAGCGACCGCGAAGCAAUCGAGCGGGAGCGUAACGCCGAGUUCACGAUGGCUUUCCUGCGCCUUCAGGAGCUGGAAGGGGCUAUCGAGGCGGGCGACGAUGAGGCGAUGAACCAGUGGCUCGAGAUCGCGACGGGUCUCGUCGACUCGUUCCGCAGUACAAAGCAGCUGUUCCCGUCUGACCCGCGCAAACGCUUCACGGGCAUGAUCAGGACGCACAGGAGGAAGGGCAAGCGGGAUCUCGAGGCGGAGGCGGACCAGCUGGCAGACCGGCUGCAGCGCUCUAUCAUCGCCGAAGAGGACAACGAGGUGGAAGAGACGAGUUUCCGCGGUCUCGACUUUGACGGCUGGGUCGACUUCAUCCUGCGCUACUGCUUCAUGCUCGCCAGGACCGACGACAUCGAGCUCGCCGCAGAGGUCCUGCUUCAUGUCCGCGAGGCUGGCGUCUUCCGCCAGUCCGAGACCCGCCAGGAGUCGCUGCGUCUGGGUCUCAUCGCCUGUUACGCCCACGCCGGCAUGCACGAACAAGCGGCGCAAGAGCUUCGCUACUUUUUCCACGGCCAGCCGUUCAGCAAUGAGCCGGUCCGCCUCCUUCUCAUGCUCCUCUCAAAGGGCGAGUCCGCCAUCGAGGCGUUCAACCUGCCGAAGCAGCAGAAGUUCUUCAUCCGUCAGCUCAAGGGCGUCCAGCUUGCCGCAACCGGCGACCAAGGCCAGGACGAAGACGGUGCUGCAGGACGGGCUAGCAGUCCCGUCGCCGCGAAGAAGCCGACAAGAAAGGGCAAGGAUAAGGAGCGCGCUGUUGAACCUCCUGCGGCGGAAGACGAACAGGCUGCCGACGAGGUCGGCGAGGACGAGCGGCCGGUGGGCCAGGCCAGCAGCGCCUUCACGCCCACGAAGCUCAACCCCGUCUUCUUGACGACCUACGGGUUGAUGAUGAACGUCUCACAGUCUCACCAGCCGGCUAUCAUCUACCUACUCCGCGCCUACAAGCUCGACGACAAGCAGCCCCUCGUCAACCUCGCUCUCGCCGCAGCUUACCUCCAGCGUGCCAUGGGUCGCAAGACGGACAACAGGCAGCAUCAGAUCGCUCAGGCCUUCGCCUUCCUUCAGCAGUACCGCAAGCUUCGCGGUAGCUGCCAGGAGGCCGACUUCAACCUUGCGCGAGCUUUCCAUCACCUCGGCAUGCACGCGCACGCGGUCAAGCACUACCAGAAGCUGCUCGAAUCGGCGGCUGCGCAGGCGGAGCAAGGGAUGGCGAUCGACGGAGGGAACGACGCGAACACGGGCAAAAGCCAGAAGGAAGACCUCGUCAAAGUCGCCGCAUACAACCUCGUCACGCUGUACGCCAUGGCCAACGCGCCGGAACUCGCGAGGAUCGUCGCGCAGAAGUGGUUGGCUGUGUGA
Molecule: messenger RNA, 3309 nt
Organism: Rhodotorula toruloides NP11
Lineage: Eukaryota; Fungi; Basidiomycota; Microbotryomycetes; Sporidiobolales; Sporidiobolaceae
Product: transcription factor TFIIIC complex subunit Sfc4
Exons: 15
Coding region: 1-3309 (1102 amino acids)
Biological process (GO): transcription by RNA polymerase III
Cellular component (GO): transcription factor TFIIIC complex
Molecular function (GO): protein binding
Source: RefSeq, a predicted model, not a curated record